Molecule: messenger RNA, 1950 nt
Organism: Ziziphus jujuba (common jujube)
Lineage: Eukaryota; Viridiplantae; Streptophyta; Magnoliopsida; Rosales; Rhamnaceae
Product: chloroplastic lipocalin
Exons: 5
Coding region: 565-1584 (339 amino acids)
Molecular function (GO): small molecule binding
Source: RefSeq, a predicted model, not a curated record
UAAUUCUGCUUUUCAAUUUGUUAAAAACAAAAGAAGAAUUUUAAGAGGCUGCACUGCAGCAUAAGCAUAAAAUAUACAUGGAUUAAUUCAAGAGUAAAUCUCAUCCACACACUGAAGCCCAAAAAAAAAAAGAGAAAAAAACAGAAGAAGAAAAGUUUAGUUUUGCCCUUUUUCUCUGUUUAAUAUUUUUCUGUGUUUCCAAAAUUAUGUAUUAAAAAAAAAGAAAAAGAAUUAUGCAAAAGACUGAGAUUAGGUAAGCUAAUGGGGAAUAGUUGAGAUUUGUGUGGACAGCUAAUGUAUGUGAAUAGAGGCCCUUGCUGAAGAUGGCUUUUCCAGUAACCAUAUGUACAUAUGGAAACUGGUCGUUAACGGGGACCCACAUCAGAACCUUAGUCCGGGAAAGGGACGAUGACGUUUCAUUAGGAUUUUUGUUUAUACCUGUUUAACAACAAGAGGAGCUUCGCAGUUGUAAAUGGAUGGAGCUGAUCACUGUACCCACCACUUGAAGAGACAGAACAGAGAACUUGAAAGCUUAAUUCACGCUUUGGAAAAAGAAACUAGACAAUGGUGCAAGCUCUUCUACACACACCCCCUCUUCUCCUUCGAUGUUCUUCUUCUUCGUCUAUUCCUCCUAUAUCCACCUCCAGGGGACAGCCUCGUAAAAUGGUGGUGAAGUGCUCUUUUUUUGAGCACCCAGUGUCUAGUGAACUCUUGAGCAGACAUGUUUUAUCUAAUCUUACAGCUUCAUUAAUAUUUAUCUCUCAAAUAAACCAGCCUGUUGCAGCUGAUGCAUCCGAGUACAGAAAUAUAUGCCAGAUUGCAAAUGCUGCUGAUAAUAUUCCAACUCUUCCACUCAAUGAGGAUUCAAAUGAAGGAGGUGGGAAGCUAAUGAUGAUGAGAGGCAUGACAGCGAAGAAUUUUGACCCUAUUAGAUAUUCUGGAAGAUGGUUUGAAGUAGCUUCACUUAAACGUGGAUUUGCUGGACAAGGUCAGGAAGACUGCCACUGCACCCAGGGUGUGUAUACAUUUGAGAGGGAGACACCAGCCAUCCAGGUUAAUACCUUUUGUGUUCAUGGGGGCCCUGAUGGAUAUAUUACGGGCAUAAGGGGAAAUGUUCAAUGCCUAUCAGAAGAUGAUUUAAAGAAAAAUGCAACAGAUCUGGAAAAGCGGGAGAUGAUUAAAGAGAAAUGUUAUCUACGUUUUCCAACAUUGCCAUUUAUUCCUAAGGAGCCAUAUGAUGUGAUUGCAACGGAUUACGACAAUUUUGCUCUAGUUUCAGGGGCAAAGGACACAAGUUUUGUACAGAUCUACUCAAGGACUCCUAACCCUGGUCCUGAAUUCAUAGAGAAAUACAAAUCCUACUUGGCCAAUUUUGGAUACGACCCCAGCAAAAUCAAAGACACUCCACAAGAUUGUGAAGUAGUGUCUAACAGCCAGCUAGCUGCAAUGAUGUCAAUGCCAGGCAUGCAACAGGCUCUAACAAAUCAGUUUCCUGAUCUGGAAUUGAAAGGCUCUGUUGCAUUCAACCCUUUUACUAGUGUCUUUGACACUCUGAAGAAGCUUGUGGAGCUAUAUUUCAAGUAGUUCCGUUGGCCUCAACAAAGCUGCCCACUUUUGUGUGUAUUUAUAGCAACUUGGCAGUGUAAUUAUUCUUUCUUAAUGCCAGUAAUUAUUCAGCGUAAUUUCUAUGUCUGCAAGCAUAAAAGAAAGUGUUUUUCUUGGGUUUUCACAGAGAAAUCCUCAAUACUCAUUGACGUUGAUGAUAUUUUAUAAUGCACACAUGGGAUUUAGUUGUCUUUUAAAAUUGCCAAAGAUGACAGAGUAGGCAAGAACAUAAAUUGUUGAAGCCCUCCAUGCAUUCAUGUUCUAUAGACUUCGAUCAUAAACAAAUCAGAAAAUGACAACAUAUUGAAGAUCAAAUGGGGAAAAAAAAAAAAAAAGAAAUAAAAA